Messenger RNA from Gavialis gangeticus (Gharial), 3431 nucleotides. Its product is annotated as secreted frizzled-related protein 5-like. Lineage: Eukaryota; Metazoa; Chordata; Crocodylia; Gavialidae. Gene Ontology annotation, molecular function: Wnt-protein binding. The record is from RefSeq and is a predicted model, not a curated record. Bases 551 to 1438 code for a protein of 295 amino acids. Gene Ontology annotation, biological process: non-canonical Wnt signaling pathway; negative regulation of canonical Wnt signaling pathway; canonical Wnt signaling pathway. The transcript is spliced from 4 exons.
GCCUGGGCAUCUGAACUGCAGGCCAUAUGGGAGCGCCUCUCCCUGAGCCCCGCAGCAGGGCUCCCUGCCCAUGCCCUGCCAUGGGCCACACGAUGCCAGCGACCCUGUGAGCCAGUGGGAAAGCUCCCUGCAGUGGUUAAGUGCUGGCUGGGCACCCAGCCUGCUGCCCUUAACAAUGGCUGCAGCUAAGCAAAUGGCUCCUAAUUGACUUCGGGCGACACUUGAUUGCUCCUCUGCAAAAACAAAGGAGUGGGAAGCAUCAGGGUUUAUACAACAACAACGACUAAUCCGGGAGGCGGGAGCAGGGGGUGGGCCUCAGAGACCUGUCAAGCAGAGAGUCAAUCAGGGCCAGGGGCCAAGCAGCACCUUCUGGUCCAAGCCAAGCCCCCCAGGAAAUGGGAACAAUCAGGGCAAUUGGCAAGCAGAAGGGCAGCAUUGUCUCCCCCAGAGAGGGCUGCCCCAGCCAGACUGGAUUAGCACAGGGACUCCCGGCCUAUAAAAGCCAGGGGCUGAGGGCAACAGCACAUCUGCUGCCUGCCUCCCACCAGAGAUGGGUGCAAAGAGUGGCAGGGGCUGGGUACUGACAUGGCCAUGGCUGCUGGCCCUGCUGGGCAGGAGCCACCUGGCUGUCCAGGGGAGGACCCUGCCCAGGACCUCGCAGUGCGUGCCCGUCCCCAAGAGCAUGGCCCUGUGCUACGGCCUCGGCUACACCGACAUGAGGCUGCCCAACCUGCUGGAGCACGAGACUGUGGCCGAGGCCACUCAGCAGGCCUCCAGCUGGCUGCCUCUGCUGGCCAGGGAGUGCCACCCGGACGCCCGGAUCCUGCUCUGCUCGCUCCUCGCCCCCGUCUGCCUGGAGAGCUUCAUCUUCCCAUGCCGCAGCCUGUGCGAGGCUGUGUGGAGCAGCUGCGCCCCCAUCAUGGAGUGCUAUGGCUACCCCUGGCCUGAAAUCCUGAACUGCGCCAAGUUCCCUGCGGAUCACAGCCUGUGCAUCGCAGCCAUCACCCCCGAAGAGACAGCUGCCAGCCGGAGAGCCGUACCACGAGCCAGCUGCAAUGACUGUGAGCUCCAGGAGGCCAGCACUACCAGAGAGGUCCUGGAGGGCUUCUGCGCCAGCGACUUCACUGCAAAAAUCCGCAUAUCCCGGAGGAACGCAACGUCUACCCUAGCUGGUUUCAGCCUGGACACCAGGGUGGAGAUGCUGAAGCAUGGCCCCCUGCUGUGGGCCGACACCUACCCCAAGCUGCAGCAGUGGCUGGACCUGGACGCCACGUGCGUGCACAACAUCAUGCGGGGGACACAGGCGGGUGUCUAUGUCGUCAGUGGGACCAUGCACCAGGGCCGCCUGGUGGUGAACAAAGCCUAUGACUGGCACAGAAGGAACCGAGCCCUGCAGCUGGCUGUGCGGCGCUGGAAGCAGCACCGGUGCCGCAGAUAGGCUGGCAGGCUGCUCCAGCCCCACUCCCACACACUGCUCCCUCCCCAGGCCUAGAGCACGACCCCUGCCAGCCCUGGCCAGGGGAAGGGGCUUGGAGCAGCAGGCACUUGAAUGGGUCAGAUGUAGUUGCUAGCCAGGGGCCAGGCCACAGCAUUACACCACAGGAUCCCUGUAAGAGGCUAGGGAGGCACUGCUGCUUCAGAGGGCACAGCACUCUCCUCCUGCCGCACUGGAGCCCAGCUGGAAGCAGCAUCACAGCAAAAGUGAAGGGGACCCCUUAGGUCAGAGCUGCCCCAUGGAGACACCCACUAAUUAGCCCUGCCUGUUCCCUCCCAGCAACAUGCCGUAGGCACUUCAGCGCUGUUACCGAUCUGCAACACAGGGCCACAGGCUGUUCCAGACACAAAGGUAUCAUGUGGGUCACCUGCCUGGCAGGAAGAGACAAGGGAGCUGCAUCCUCCAUCACACCUUGUACCUCCCAGGCUCCCUGUGUAGGAGAGCAAGGGCUUAGUUUUGUACUGCGCUAGCACAGGGCAGCACUGAGCACAGCCCUCUGGCAGCCUCAACCCUGCAGCACAAGGCCAGGGCCAGAGCAGGGAGAGGCAACGCCAGCAUGAGAGAGUUCUGCUCUCCCACUCCCACAGAAGUUCAGGGCAGUGGGCAAACUGGAGAAGGCAGAAAGCAGGGCAGUUGGAGGGGGUGGCUUUGGCCAGGCGGUUCAGGGAGCUGGAGAGGCAAGGUUAUUAUGGUAAUAUCUUUUAUUGCACCAACUGCUCGUUAGCACCUUUGUUAGCACCUAAUGAUGCCCCUGACCUAGUGCCCUGGAGAAAGGGAAGCCCCAGGGCAGGAUUUACUGCUUUCCUACAACCCAGGAAGCUGAUCACCAGCAAAUCACUGUAAACAUCCCCUAGCUGGAGAUGCAUCUGAUACCAUUGUCUCCCUAAUGAUGGCACUAAUUGGCCACGAGACUUCCCUAAGGUCAGGGAUGGAGUCCCCAGGCCUUCCCCUAUUGAAAUGGGGUCAGGGAGGUCAGCUGGGCCCUGGUCCCUGUAUCAGGAGGGAAGAUGCCCCUUAGCUGUCAGUCCAGCUCAGCACUGCCAGCUGGUCUGUGAACAGCCAGGCUGCACAGGCCUUGCCUACCGUAUGGAGUUAGCUGGGAACUGCUCAAGAAAGAUGUGCACUGACAGCCAGGAAAUGCAGGGGUGGGGGAGACUUCCCACUGCCCCCCUUACCCAGCGAGAUCUCCAGUCCCAGGGCAAAGCAGAGCCAGCUGGAAGGAGGCCUCUUGUUGAACUUUGAGUACAUUCCUGUAGCACUGCCUCUCCAGAGCAAGUCCUCCCAGGUCAGACAGAGGGGCUGGAGUGCCAGGUUAAGUCUGCUGAUGGUCCACAGCUUUCCUGAAGGCUGGGACCAGCUCUCUGAAAUAAACAGCAUUCACAAAGACAAAGCAGCCAGGACCCAGGGAAACUGGACCAGCAAAACCCAAUUGUCCUGUACCCCCAGGCCACACUCUGUCUCACUGCUCUUAUCAUGGGGGUGACUGUUGGAAGACAUUCACUCCACAUCUGGGUCCUCUCCCGCUGCCAAAAGGAACGCUGUUGGAACGUGAGAGUUAUGAAUACUGUGUAUUCAGACCCUACGAUGACCGAGCUGUGGGUUUCUGAAGGACGCUUGUUGCAUUAAAGGGAUCCAACAAGAAACGUGUGUGGUUCACUCUGCCAGCCACUGUGCCCGCCUUUCCCUAUCAGAGGAAGGGACGGUGCCAUGCAGAAGUCAGUGGUGCUGCUGUGCCAGUACCUGCCCUAGACGCAGUUUCUCUCUGCCCUACCAAGAGAGCUCAGGAAUCGUUACUGCCAGGAGGAUGAAUGCAGGUACUUCCCAGUGGGACAGAGAGAACUUCCAGGAAGCCUAGAACCAAGUGCCAGGAGAACCGGGCUGUCCAUGGGGGUCAAAAUGCAGGGUGGAGUGGGUUUCACAUGGAGGGUUUUUGUGC